This is a messenger RNA of Daucus carota subsp. sativus, 2277 nucleotides long. RefSeq names its product O-fucosyltransferase 19. The transcript has 8 exons. The coding region runs from base 127 to 1926 and encodes 599 amino acids. Gene Ontology annotation, cellular component: cytoplasm. The record is from RefSeq and is a predicted model, not a curated record. NCBI's taxonomy places the organism in Eukaryota, Viridiplantae, Streptophyta, Magnoliopsida, Apiales, Apiaceae.
UUCACAUCGACUAAGAAACCACAUUAAAAUCCAACUGUUUAUUCUCCCUCGCUUCUUCUUUCCUUUUUUUUCUUUACGUCGUAAAUAUUCGAAUCCCGUCAAAAACAAGACGGGGUUUGUUUGGAGAUGCCGAGCAGCAACUCCACCUGUGUGAGUCCACGCAGCAGCGGCCCCGCCACCCACCGCCGCCGCGCCGUAGAUUAUUCAACAUCCGAAGACGAAGUGGACGUGGUCGCCGGAGUUUCGCACCACCGUAAAGCUCCGGCGGGGACGUGUUUGGUCAUGCCGGAGAGUUGGGUCUGGAGGGUGGAGGAUUACGUGGCGGAGCUGACAAAAGGUGUGAAUUCGUGGAAGUCGAGGAAGAACACGGGCCGUCGGAUCGUGGGAGGAUUGAUGGUGACGAUGAUGGUGUUCAUGAUGUUUUUAAAGAGUUCGUAUAAUGAUGUGGAAAUGAUUAGUGGUGGGAAACAUAACAGGAGAUUAAACGGGUUGUUUACUAUGCAAACAUGGAGUAAUCAUCAUCAAAGUGUUGUUCUGUCGGAAGAGAUUAAGACUUCGGUUGUUUCAUCCAUGCCCAAGAGAGUUCUGGAAAAAUACCCUGUGCCAGAAAUAUGGAUGAAAACAGAUAGUGAUGACUACUAUCAAUGCAUUGUUCGGAAGAAUGAUCGAACAAGGAACAGAAUGGCAACGAAUGGUUACAUAUUGGUUCAUGCCAAUGGUGGACUGAAUCAAAUGAGAACUGGAAUUUGUGACAUGGUUGCCAUUGCAAAAAUCAUGAAUGCAACUCUUGUUCUUCCUUCGCUUGAUCAUGAUUCCUUUUGGACGGAUCCAAGUGAUUUUAAAGAUAUUUUUGACUGGAAGCAUUUCAUUCAAGUAUUAAAAGAAGAUAUUGAGAUAGUCGAGAAACUGCCACCACGUUUCGCAGCUAAGAAACCCUAUCUAAAGGCUCCUGUUUCCUGGUCUAAGGCGAGUUACUACAGAGGGGAGAUGGUUUCGUUGUUAAAAAAACACAAGGUGAUCAAGUUUACACAUACUGAUUCUCGACUUGCCAACAAUGGCAUCGCAGGCGCUAUCCAGAGACUUAGGUGUCGAUCCAAUUAUGAGGCUCUUCGUUACACAGAAGAGAUAGAAGAGCUUGGAAAGAUAUUGGUAAAUCGACUGAAGAAUGAAGACUCGCCGUAUAUUGCUCUACAUCUAAGAUACGAAAAGGACAUGCUUGCAUUUACCGGAUGCAGCCACAAUCUAACUGCAGAUGAAGCUCAGGAACUCCGUGCUAUGAGGUACAGUGUCAAGCACUGGAAAGAGAAAGAAAUAGACAGUUAUGAGAAAAGAUUGCAAGGUGGCUGCCCAAUGUCGCCACGAGAGGCAGCUGUUUUCCUCAAAGCUAUGGGCUAUCCUUCCUCAACGAAGAUUUACAUUGUUGCAGGGGAAAUUUUUGGUGGUAACAGCAUGGAUGCACUCAAAUCAGAGUAUCCGAAUGUUUUCACUCACUCUACUCUAGCCACGGAGAUGGAAUUAGAGCCCUUUAGGCACUAUCAGAAUCGUCUUGCUGCUUUAGACUACAUUGUGGCAUUGGAAAGUGAUGCAUUUGUUUACACUUAUGAUGGUAACAUGGCAAAAUCAGUACAGGGGCAUAGAAGGUUUCAAGGAUUCCGAAAGACGAUCAACCCCAAUAGAUUGGGGUUUGUGAAGUUGAUAGAUCAGUUCGAUGAUGGGACUAUAACUUGGGAACAGUUUUCCUCCGAGGUGAAGAGCUUACACUUGUACAGACUUGGGACUCCUUAUCUUAGACAGAGGGGUGAAACGCCAAGAUCAGAGGAAAAUUUUUAUGCAAACCCUCUACCCGGUUGUGUUUGUAAUAGAUCGGAGAAGAAAAUCAGAGGCAGACGACAAUACAGGAGUCCAAGUCUCAAUGCUGCUGCAUAGGGAGAUAGAUUUGUGUUUUUGUUAGGAUACAUGAAACCUUUUUGGCUUUGAGCUGGGGAGCAGUGCAGUCACAGGUAGAUGUCUCUGGUUUCAGUGAUCUUGCACAGAGGCAUUUUUGCUUGUUUGAGGCUUAAUUUUAUUGUACAUAGAGAAAACGGAGAACAGAAGCAUCAUUGAAGAAGAGGCAUCGAAGCGAUCAGUGACAUCCAUGCUUUACUUGCAAUCUGCAGCAAUGGUAGAAGUAGAUCAAUUUUUCACCAAGUAUAGAUAGGUUAUUCUUUAUUCUUUGAUAGAUUUUAGUUCCACAGUUUGCCAAUAUAUCCUAUUUUCUCUAUUGCUUUCAAACACUUA